This is a messenger RNA of Malania oleifera, 1612 nucleotides long. RefSeq lists its product as uncharacterized. Gene Ontology annotation, cellular component: cytosol. The transcript has 3 exons. Gene Ontology annotation, molecular function: protein-folding chaperone binding. NCBI's taxonomy places the organism in Eukaryota, Viridiplantae, Streptophyta, Magnoliopsida, Santalales, Ximeniaceae. Bases 311 to 1342 code for a protein of 343 amino acids. The record is from RefSeq and is a predicted model, not a curated record.
AGUGGGAGUUUUCAGCGGGGUCGUAUGAAUUUGAGGACACGUUAUUACCGGCAGUGCGACGACACCAUUCGCCCCUUCUGGCUGCCGGGUAGCCUUCAUCUGGAAACUUCUACACCCUUCUAGGCCUUACCCGACUCCGCAAUCCCCACCCUUCUGCUCUGUCCCUUUUCUUCCUUCUUCCUUCCCUUAAAAUCUGACAAUCAACCCUGCAGCGGCCCAUCUGUUGGAUACCCACUAGCCUAUUAAAAUCUUCGAGAGGUCGUGCCGAAGCAUUCAAGUAGUCCAAGUUUAGAAGAAGAAGAAGAAGAAGAUGGGUGUGGAUUACUAUAAGAUUUUGCAGGUAGAUAAAUCUGCUAAAGAUGAAGAUUUGAAGAAAGCCUACAGGAAGCUUGCCAUGAAGUGGCACCCCGACAAAAAUCCUAACAACAAGAAAGAAGCCGAGGCCAAAUUCAAGCAGAUCUCUGAAGCUUACGAGGUUCUAAGCGAUACCCAGAAGAGAGCUGUGUAUGAUCAGUAUGGAGAAGAGGGGCUUAAAGGGCAAGUGCCACCAGAUGCCGCGGGACCAGGCGGGGCUUCCUUCUUCCAAACCGGGGACGGGCCGACGGUGUUCAGAUUCAAUCCGAGAAACGCCAAUGACAUUUUUUCAGAGUUUUUUGGCUUUUCGAGCCCGUUUGGAGGGAUGGGCGGCAGUAGCGGCGUCGGCGGUAUGAGGUGUCGUUCGAGGUUUCCCGGCGGGAUGUUUGGGGAUGACGUAUUUGCUUCAUUUGGAGAGGGCAGGCCAAUGAGCCAGGUGCCUCGAAAGGCGCCUCCCAUCGAGAACACGCUGCCCUGUAGCCUGGAAGAACUCUACAAGGGGAAUACCAAGAAGAUGAAGAUCUCAAGAGAGAUUGCCGAUGCCAGUGGAAAAACCUUGCCGGUGGAGGAAAUUCUAACGAUUGGGAUCAAACCUGGAUGGAAGAAGGGAACCAAAAUCACAUUCCCGGAAAAAGGAAACGAGCAGCCAAACGUGGUACCGUCUGAUCUCAUCUUCAUAAUCGACGAGAAACCACACAGCACAUUCACAAGGGAAGGCAACGACUUAGUGGUGACGCAGAGGAUUUCACUUGCAGAGGCUCUAACGGGGUACACCGUCCAUCUCACAACCCUAGAUGGAAGAACUCUCACCAUCCCAAUCAACAAUGUGAUCCAUCCCAGCUACGAAGAGGUUGUGCCCAGGGAAGGCAUGCCCAUUCCAAAAGAACCCUCCAAGCGAGGCAACCUCAGAAUCAAGUUCAACAUCAAAUUCCCGGCGAGGGUAACAGCCGAGCAGAAGACCGGAAUCAAGAAAUUGCUGGCCCCCUGAACUGGGCCGUGGCUGAGAUACACAUAGCUAGCGCCGUCCAUAUGUAAUUUUUUUUUUUUUUUUUGAGAUAUCGUGUGCAAGUAUAAACCACAUACAUGCAUUUGUAAUGGAGUUGGGAGAAAAAAGAUUUUUGGGGGGGGGGGGGUUGGUGGCGGUGUGGGUUGAUGGGAAUGAGAUAGCACAUUUUUGGGCUUGAAAUUGUGAUGGUAAAUUUUUCCACCUUGAUUUCAGCUAUAAAAAUGUGAAAUGCAUGAGGGUAAGUUGCAGAAA